Messenger RNA from Gadus chalcogrammus (walleye pollock), 6572 nucleotides. RefSeq names its product neogenin 1a (gene neo1a). The coding region runs from base 852 to 5318 and encodes 1488 amino acids. Gene Ontology annotation, biological process: cell-cell adhesion. NCBI's taxonomy places the organism in Eukaryota, Metazoa, Chordata, Actinopteri, Gadiformes, Gadidae. Gene Ontology annotation, cellular component: membrane. The record is from RefSeq and is a predicted model, not a curated record. Gene Ontology annotation, molecular function: protein binding. The transcript is spliced from 29 exons.
AUGAGUUACAGGUGUUAAUGAAUUUGCCCUUGAAGUCUAAAGUUUUCAUUGAAACCAAUUAUAGCCUACAAUAAAGAUUUUUUUUUCCUAUUUUAUUGAAUGUCUCUUAAUUGUCUUAACACAACAGUCUGGAACGACCUGCUGUGCUCCUGAAUUUCCUAACGGGCUAUUCCAUAGAUAACAACCAUGUGCUGUAAUACAUCUCUUUAAAGGAAUUAGAAACGAUCGAACGGUCCGAUGUGAAUGCAUUGCCCACGUAUAGAUGGGCCAUCCGUGCCAUACUUUAGGUUUCUCCUACGGAGUCGGCCACGAUCCAAACUUCCCGUGUGACUCCACGCCCUGUUUUCCGGGGAGCCGUGAAGAAAUCCAGCCCUUCCACGCGCUGCUUUUGCGUUCUGUUCCCGAGCGGUAGCUGCGGUGGGUUUUUUCUCUCCGGUUAGCCGUAUUGUGAUACGGAUAAAUUUUUAACUGUUCGUAUUCUUGCUUUUAUCACACUCGAGGGAUACCUGGAUAUAGAAUCCGUUCAGUAGUCCGUAUUCGUAUCUGUUUUCCCCGUCUCGUGCCUCCGUGGCAAUGGAUUGAUUUCAUUUUUUUCUUCGACCCCAGCCUCGACCAAGUUGAGAAAACAUUCUAACCUGCAGUCUCUCUCUAUCCGUACUUCGAGCUGUGAGCCAGCUACAUGUUUCACCCGGCCACUUUUCAAAGUAGCUGGUUCCGGAUGUUUCUUUACAUUUCCUAGGUGCGAUUUUGAACUUUUCGUCUUGGGAGUGUAUAACAGGCGGCGGCCGAGGAUUUACAACGGGAUAGCUCCGGGGUUCCUGAAGCCUGCAAAUAUUUAUUUUUGAAAAGUGAUGGCCGAGCGGGGAGCACGGUCGCUCCUCUCUCUCCUCUUCCUCACCUUUCUCUACACCGCGUCUGCCGCGGCGAAGCAUGUCGACAAAGGUACGACGGUGCCCCCCUUCAGCCCCUUCUGGUUCACCUCGGAGCCCCAGGACACCAUGGCUGUUCGGGGUGGGCUGGCGCUGCUCAACUGCUCGGCACACAGCGACAGCGCAGUGGCCCGCGUGGAGUGGAAGAAGGACGGCACGUUCAUGACGCUGGCCUCGGACGAGCGGCGGAAGGUGCUGGCGGACGGCUCGCUGCUCAUUUCUCAGGUGGUGCAUUCCAAGCACAACAAGCCCGAUGAGGGGACCUACCAGUGCGUGGCCACCAUAGACAGCUUGGGCUCCAUCUCAAGCCGCGUCGCACGCCUCUCCGUAGCAGGCAUGCCCCGGUUCACAAGCCAGCCCGCGCCGGCUGCCGUGCGCCCGGGCGACAGCCAGGUGCUGCCUUGCGACAUCAACCCAGACCUGGCACCCUUCACACGCUGGGAGAAGGACCGGCAGUCCCUGGAGCUGGGCUCGCGGAUGGUUCAGCUGCCCAGUGGAGCUCUGCUGAUCAGCAACGCCUCGGAGAGCGACGCGGGGCAGUACCGCUGCCUGGUGGAGAACGUGGGCCAGACCAAGGCCAGCGAGGAGGCUCAGCUGCAGCUCACGCCAGAGACGACGGAGGAAAGGAAGCCUGAGUUCCUGGUGCUGCCAACCGCCGUGACCAAGGUGGUGGACACGGGUGUGUUACUGCUGCCCUGCGCCGCCACCGGCUUCCCUACACCCUCCGUCCGUUGGAUGCUGAACGACAAAGUUCUGGAUGAGAGUGGGGGUCGUCGCGAGGUGGUGGCCGGUGGCAGCCUGCUGAUCUCCAACCUCACAGAGGAAGACGCAGGACUCUACACCUGCGUGGCCCACAACGGCAUCGACAACAGCACUGUCCACGCCCAGGCCCUGCUCACUGUGCAAGCUCCUCCCCAAUUUGUGAAACGGCCUGCCAACAUUUAUGCCCACGAGUCCAUGGACAUCAUCUUCCAGUGUGAGGUCACAGGGUCGCCCGCCCCCACCAUCAAAUGGGUGAAGAAUGGAGACGCAGUCAUCCCCAGUGAUUACUUCAAGAUAGUUAGGGAACACAACCUGCAGGUUCUUGGUCUAGUCAAGUCUGACGAGGGCUUCUACCAAUGCCUGGCCGAAAACGACGCAGGGAAUAUCCAGGCCAGCGCCCAGCUCAUCAUCCUGGAGCACGAUGUUGCCCUUCCCUCGUCCCUUCCCCCCCCACUGACUCCUAACACUACUGACCAUGUAACGCCAGGCGCGGGAGGUGUGGCCAACCCCAUGGGGCCCGCCCCCUCAGCACCCAGGGACGUGGUGGCGUCGCUGGUCUCCACGCGCUUCAUCAAGCUCACCUGGCGGCCGCCAGCCGAGCCGCACGGCGACGACCUCACCUACUCUGUGUUCUACAGCCAGGAGGGCACCAGCAGGGAGCGUGUGCUGAACACCAGCCGGCCUGGUGAGAUGCAGGUGACCAUCCAGAACCUGAUGCCUGACACUAAGUACCGCUUCAGGGUGGUUGCCCACAACAGCAACGGCGCCGGGGAGAGCUCCGCCGCACUGCCCGUGGCCACCCAGGCCGAAGUCCAGGUCCCUGGCCCCGCCCCCAGCCUACAAGCAGUCGCCAACACCCCCACCUCGGUGUCCCUCAGCUGGGACACGCCUCUUACCGGCAAUGGAGAGAUCCUGAUUUAUAAGCUCUACUACACCGACCAAUCCCUGGGAACAGAGGAGGACCUGGAAACGGACACCCUGUCGUACACAAUGAAUGGCCUGAAGAAGUUCACAGAGUACGGCUUCCGUGUUGUGGCCUACAACAAGCAUGGGCCUGGUGUCUCCACCCAGGACGUGAACGUGCGAACCCUGUCUGAUGUGCCAAGCUCACCACCUCAGAACCUAAGCCUGGAGGUGCAGAACUCAAAGAGCAUCAUGGUGCGCUGGCAGCCCCCGCCGCCUGGCACCCAGAACGGCGAGAUCACGGGCUACAAGAUCCGUUACCGCAAGGGCACGCGGAAAAGCGAGGCGGCGGAGACCACGGGGGGCACCCAGCUAUACCAGCUCAUCGACGGUCUGGAGCGCGGUACAGAGUACACCUUCCGAGUGUCUGCAGCUACACUGAACGGCACAGGGCCGGCAACAGAGUGGAACACUGCAGAGACGUUUGAGAGCGACCUCGAUGAGACCCAGGUGCCAGACAUCCCCAGCUCUCUGCAUGUGCGGCCGCUGGUCAACAGCAUCGUGGUGAGCUGGACCCCCCCAGAGAACCAGGACAUCGUGGUGCGCGGCUACUCCAUCGGCUACGGCAUCGGUAGCCCCCACGCCCAGACAAUCAAGCUGGACUACAAGCAGCGCUAUUACAGCAUCGAUAACCUCGACGCCAGCUCCCAUUAUGUGAUCACACUGAAGGCCUUCAACAAGGUGGGCGAAGGCAUCCCUGUGUACGAGAGCGCCAUCACCAGGCCCCAGUCAGACCCCCUAGACCCCGUUGUUGACCUGUCUACCCAUGCUUCAUACGACUCAGUGCCAGACCCCUCCCCAAUGCUGCCUCCCGUGGGCGUUCAGGCCUCGGUGCUGAGCCACGACACCAUCAAAGUGACCUGGGCUGACAACUCGCUGCCCAAGAACCAGAAGAUCACGGAUGCCCGCUAUUACACGGUGCGCUGGAAGACCAACAUCCCUGCCAACACCAAGAUGAAGACUGCCAACACCACCAGUCUGAAUUACAUGGUGACGGGCCUGAAGCCCAACACGCUGUACGAGUUCACCGUCAUGAUAACCAAGGGCCGCCGCUCCAGCGGGUGGAGCAUGACCGCUCAGGGCACCACCUUCGAGACCAUCCCGAGCUCGGCUCCGAAAGACGUCACCGUGGUCAGCAAGGAGGGCAAGCCCCGCACCAUCAUUGUCAACUGGCAGCCUCCUUCUGAGGCCAACGGGAAGAUCACUGGCUACAUCAUCUACUACAGCACGGACGUCAACGCCGAGGUCCACGACUGGGUGAUCGAGCCGGUGGUGGGCAACCGGCUCACCCACCAGAUCCAGGAGCUCACGCUGGACACCGCCUACUACUUCAAGAUCCAGGCACGCAACUCCAAGGGCAUGGGCCCCAUGUCGGAGGCCGUGCAGUUCCGCACCCCUAAGACUGAGUCAUCUGACAAAAUGGCUAAUGACCAAGCCAACCCUCCGGUAAAGCCAGGAAGUAACCAGCCCCCAUCAGAUGGUUUUGGAAGCGCAGUCGGGACGCCCGGUGGAGCUGACAACAUCCUGGUCAUCGUGAUCAUCAUCUCCGUGGGCGCCUUCACCAUCAUCGUGGUGGUGGUCGGGGCCUUCCUGUGCACCCGCCGCACCACCUCCCACCAGAAAAAGAAGCGUGCUGCGUCCAAGUCCACCAACGGCUCCCACAAGUACAAGGGCAACUCCAAGGACCUCAAGCCCCCCGACCUCUGGAUCCACCACGAGCGGCUGGAGCUCAAGCCCAUGGACAAGUCCCCGGACCCCAACCCAGCCAUGACGGACACGCCCAUCCCCCGCAGCUCCCAGGACAUCACGCCGGCCGACAGCGGCCUCGACAGCGUUACCCACCUGCAGCAGCAGCAGCCCCGCCGCAACUCCUACCGAGGCCACGAAUCAGAGGACAGCAUGUCGACACUAUCAGGCCGACGGGGGAUGAGGACUAAGAUGAUGAUGCCCUUUGACGCACAGCCGCCUCAGCCUGUGAUUAGCGCUCACCCCAUCCAUACCCUUGACAACCACCACCAUCACCACUAUCACAUGGGCAGCCUGGCCUUGCCGCCACGCGGCUACCUCUACCACCAGGGCCCCGGGCACCCCCUGGCCCGCCCCCAUGUCUGUGCCACCCCUGUCUCCCAUCUAGACAGGGUGGACUCCUCAGAAUCUGUGCGGACCACGCCCAGCGUGGAGCCCCCUCCCCCCGCCGCGGCCUGCUCCUCGUCGCAGGGGUCCUGCCCGUCCUCUGAGCUGCUGGCCGGCGACCCCGAGGGCAGCGGCAGCUACCAUGGCUCCAGCACCACGGAGGAGGAGCCCAACUACUCCACCAACCUGCCCCCCCACCGCCCCGCCCACCCGCACGCCCACGCACACCCCCUCAAGAGCUUCGCCACCAGCCACCCCACCUACGAGUCCUCGGCGCUGCCCAGCACGCCACUGCUGGCUCAGCCUGGACCCCCCAGCCACCCACACGUUGUCAAGACAGCCUCCAUCGGCACGCUGGGACGGACGCGCACACCCGUGGUGGUGACGGUGCCCAACGCCCCCGAUGUGCCAGAGACCAGCAAGAUGCUGGAGGACGUGGACAGCAGCUACGAACCCGACGAGUUGACCGAGGAGAUGGCCCACCUGGAGGGCCUCAUGAAGGACCUGAACGCCAUCACCACCGCGCCAUGAGACACACGCACACAGACACACACACACACACACACACAGGGACAUAAUACACCCCAAAUAUCAUCCAUGGACACAUCAGUCUACCUGCGCCAUAGGAACUCUCUAACCCCCCCCCCCACCCACCCCCCAGUGCAGGGAGAGCCUGCAUCCAGCUGCGUAUGAAACAUUGCUAUUGGCUAAACACUUACCCACUCUCAGGAAGGAGACGGCCAUGAGAGGAACGCAGGAGUGUGACGUUUUACCCUUUUUAUGAAGAAGAAGAAAAAAUAACAUUCUCAGAGACCAUUUGAUCGCUUUCAAGCUGAGGAUUGUGAAGUUUGUCCUUGGCAAAAAAGAAAGAAAAAAUAUUAAAAAUAGUCCAGGAGAGACGUGUGGCAGGUUUUGUUGUGUGGGAUGACAGGAGGGCGUGACACACUUUUGGAGAAAGUCCAAAAAUAUGCUGGUAUUGAUGUUGGUGCUCAUCGGGCGCAGUCUACAGUGUUUGUUUGAUAUGUGUCAUUUCUGCAUUUUUAUAUAUCUAUUGGGCUGAAUCAGUGAGGUGAACAUUGGAAAAACACUCUGUACAAGCCUACAGUAUCCAUGCGACGUCGCGUAUAAACCCCCGUUUCUUGUUUUGACCACCCCUCCCUGCCACACACAUUGUGUCGUAUAUUGUGCCAUGACUUUUUAUAGGAUUCCAUGUUAUAUGUAUUAUUUUUUACUCACAUAUCCUUUAUAAACAUGUACAUAUCUUGUUAUUUUUAUUUUUUUCCGUUGAAUCUGCCUCCUUUUUUGCGCUUCCUAUUAUUUCAUUACUAGCAAGGAUGGAAUACUUUUCAUAUCAGAAGAGGUGAUGUUCCUUUGGUGUUUCUACACAGUGCAGUUGAAUGGAAUUUUGAAAAACCCUUAUUUUUCCUCUAUGUACAUUAAAACGUGUUGGCCCUUGUUUUUUGUGGGAGCUCUGUUUUUGAAAAAAAAUAAAAAAAGCCUUACCAACGUGUUUUCCAAUGUUGGACAUUUCAGACGCGAAGACGCAACCCCUCUUGAAGUUGUAUUGUGACGAGGGCGCGAUCGUUGUCACCUCCAGGCAGUAACCAUAAUGAUUAACAAGCUAUGACACAACAUUCUUUCAGGUCAGGGGGUUGUUUUUGGUGGGGUGGUAAUGAAAGCCCAGAGAACCUUGCAUGACAGCCAGUGUUUCAAUCAUCUGAUAAGCUAUAACGAAGGUCCCGAAAGCCAAUAUUUGGUUUUGUCAUGGAGAAUCGGAUACAGUUU